Doryrhamphus excisus (bluestripe pipefish) is the source of this 1905-nucleotide messenger RNA. It is a transcript of the gene synpra, whose product is annotated as synaptoporin a. NCBI's taxonomy places the organism in Eukaryota, Metazoa, Chordata, Actinopteri, Syngnathiformes, Syngnathidae. Gene Ontology annotation, cellular component: synaptic vesicle; synaptic vesicle membrane. The record is from RefSeq and is a predicted model, not a curated record.
UAGACUCGGCAUCUUCCGGCAAGAUUCGGAAUCCCAGCAGAGAGCCCGCCGACUGAUUCCGCUUCACAUCAAUUGACUCUCCAUUUGCUGUUUGUUUACAUCUAAUCAAUCAAGUCCUAGGCAAGUCUGCAGAAAUGGACACUGCAAAUCAGCUUGCAUCAGCGGGGACCUUCCAAGUGCUUAAACUACCUUUGGGAUUUAUCCGUGUUUUGGAAUGGCUCUUUGCCAUAUUUGCCUUUGCGACAUGUGGAGGCUACUCUGGGCAACUGCGGGUUAGUGUGGACUGCCGGGAGAAGGCCAGCAGCAACCUCAGCAUCGCCAUUGAUUUUGCUUAUCCUUUCAGGUUGCACCAGAUGUCAUUUGAAGUACCCGUGUGUGAGGACCUGCGGAGGGAGCGCCUCUUUCUCACCGGAGACUAUUCAUCCUCUGCGGAGUUCUUCGUCACAAUUGCGGUGUUUGCUUUCCUCUACUCCUUUGUUGCAACCGUGAUCUACAUCUUCUUUCAAAACAAAUACCGUGAAAACAACCGAGGACCUCUCAUUGAUUUUGUAGUGACCGUUGUGUUCUCCUUCAUGUGGCUAGUCAGCUCUUCUGCUUGGGCCAAAGCUCUUUCUGAUGUCAAGGUAGCUACAGAUCCCGAUGAGGUUCAGCUCCUCAUCUCUGCCUGCAAAGUUCAGACCAAUAAAUGCGGCUCAGUCCAGGAACCACGCUGGUCUGGACUCAACACCUCAGUGGUGUUUGGGUUCCUUAAUUUUGUGCUCUGGGCGGGGAACAUUUGGUUUGUCUUCAAGGAGACCGGUUGGCACAAGGGUGCCGGCAGGUUUGUCGGGGGCGGGGCUACCGAGAAGCAGGCUGGCACCUUUACCCAGCAACCUUACAACCAGGGAAGUUUCGAUCGGUCUGGAAGCUGUAACACCCAAGGAGAUCUGGGACAGCCGUCCGAGUACGGUCAGGUUGGAGGUCCCUCCGUUUACGCCCAUCAGAUGUAGCUUGCCUUUUGGUAUCUCUGGUGGCAUUUCUCCAUCUUAAACAAAGCAAUGGGUGAUAGCCAGAGAAGAUAGGAGGUGGAAGAAACAAAAACUGUGAUGAUGGAUAAAAAUGUCGUGAGCUAUUUUACUUCUUUGGUUUAGGCGGCGCUGAAUGCAAUACAGUCGUCCCUCGCAACAAUGUGGUUCAAAUUUUGCGGCUUCCUUUCGACUUCAUCACUUCCUGUCAUAACACACAAGAACAUGAGUCUUAAAUGGCUUAUUUUAUCUGAUAUGACUACUAUAGCGAGUCUAAAGCUGCCUAUAGGGGUGUUAUUUUAUGUCUAUAGGGCUCUAAUCAGGUUCAAACAUAUUUAGAAGGUUGUAAACAGGUUUUUUAAUGCUCUUGUUAUGAAAAGAUUGGAUUUUUAAAUAAGAAAUUGUAGUUGGCAGAUUUUCAUUUAUCACGAUAGGGUCUGGAAUCAAUUAACUACGAUAAACGAGGGAUUACUGUAUUCUUUAUUUCUUUCACAUUAGUGAUUUCUCUGUGAUUGGUCAUCGUUUUUAAAAGGCUUGUGGAAGGAAAAUGUGUUCUGUGUUUACAUAAUCCAAAUGUUCAAAAUGGUGACUUUGUGCAUGAUGUGUUUUUUGUGCAAAUCAACAGUGGAACCUCCAAAGUCAAUCACAGUGCUUUCCGUCAUCAUGGUUUACUUCUAAUUUGUUCUCAUUUCAAUAUAUUUCAAUAAUUAAUCAAUUAAAAUCAGGCUUUCCCAGGGACGGCUCAUUGCAGCACCAUCAUAAAACCUUUUACUAACUGUACAGGAAUGGCUUAUAUUACAUUGUUACACUUUAGUAAUCACACUCAUCUUUUAUUGUAAACAACAAAUGUCACAAAAAGAUUCUUGCAUUUAUUUGAAAGGAGACUGCAGCCAAGCGGAGU